Molecule: messenger RNA, 7190 nt
Organism: Ochotona princeps (American pika)
Lineage: Eukaryota; Metazoa; Chordata; Mammalia; Lagomorpha; Ochotonidae
Gene: SYNGAP1
Product: synaptic Ras GTPase activating protein 1
Exons: 18
Coding region: 1459-5400 (1313 amino acids)
Biological process (GO): negative regulation of Ras protein signal transduction; regulation of GTPase activity
Source: RefSeq, a predicted model, not a curated record
GUGGCUUCUUUACUGUAGCCAUUUAUGUGUUGAGGGUUCAUCUCUCUGCUCUGGAAGUUGACUGAAUUUGAGGAACAUGUUUGUGAACAAAAAAGGCCUGGAUCUUCAAAACUACUCAGAGCAUUCUAUUGGGAAGAAGCUCCAAGGCCAGCUUUCCCACAGUACACUCAUGGUUAACUAUCCCACAAAUGGGACAGAACUUGAAUUUUCUCCCUCUAAUCCCUCUCACUCAGAUGCCUGCAGCCUCAAAUUUUUAUGUCACUUCAAUGGAUGUCACCAAUCUGAUUUCUCUUUUACCUCCAUAGGAUCAGUGUCCUGUGUUCCUGUGAUGGUGUGAGGCAUUGGGGUAUAAAGGAGAGAAGGUUUGCAGGGAAAGGAGUAUGGCAAGACAGUCAACCUGGGGCAAGGGAUCCCUGGGACAAGCUCUGAUCUGAGUGACCUGGGUCUACCAUUCUAUUCUUUUGGAAAUUCCAUUUCCAUCUGGAGCUUUCAUCUUUGGAGGCUCCCUCUAUGUCACUAAACCCAGGCAUCCCAUUCUUCCUUCUACUCUGUCUUCCUCAAGCUCCUCACUGGGCCUCAGGGAGGGUCCUAGAAUGUGGAAUUGCCUCUGACCCUAACCUUAGAGACUAGGGGAAGGGGCAGCAUUGAAUCUUUGAUCUCUGGACAUGGAGUGGGGAAAGAAAUGAAUUUACUACCUAUUCAUCCAGAAUAGGAUGUAUGCUCCACCUUCUUCUGCUCUAACCCCUUUCUCAUUCAGAUGCUAACAAAAGCCAUCUUUUCCCUACCACAAGAGCUCUCCCUUCCAGUGGGACUGGGGUGGACUGAGGGAGAAGCGGGAAGGGUAGCCCUUUCAUGUGUCUGACUUUGUGGUCAGGUGAGCUCCCCAACUUCCUCUGUCUUCCAGAUGUUUAGCUCUCAGCAUCUCAUGAACCUACACAUACAUACAUACUACAGUUUUUCUUUCCUGUAGCUGUGUAACUUUUCUUUAACUUGCCUGCUGCUACCUUCCCAGUACCUGUCUUCUGUAGCUAUUUGGAUGCCCUUUCCUUUUCCUAGACACCUACUCCCAAGUUCUCUCUGUUUUUCUUUUGCCAUUUUGCCUUCUUAUUUCCCCAAAGUAGAUGGAGAGCUUUUUCACCCCACUCUGUCCCCCAACACGUACCCUUUUUGUCAUGAUAUAAUUCUCUCUGAGCCAUCCCUCUGUAUUUCUCCUCCCGAGUCAAUAGAGCCUCCAGUGAGACACCCACCCUCCUCUCUUAACCAUCUAGACAAAAGGGCUUGUUUUCUGUUCCUGAAGUUGCCAGGUGUCUCUGUCUUCAACUGUGGUUUCCUUCAUGCAAAGGACAUCCCCUUAUCCCACUCUGUGGACUCUUGCCAUGUUAGGUCCCUGCUCCCAAAUGCACAGCCUUCCUUACUAUUUCUGUGUAUCUCUGUCCCCCAGAUGUACGGGGACCCCCUAUGCACCGAACCCAAUACGUUCAUUCCCCGUAUGAUCGUCCUGGUUGGAACCCUCGGUUCUGCAUCAUCUCGGGGAACCAGCUGCUCAUGCUGGAUGAGGACGAGAUACAUCCCCUUCUGAUCCGGGACCGGAGGAGCGAGUCCAGCCGCAACAAACUGCUGAGACGCACGGUCUCCGUGCCUGUGGAGGGGCGGCCCCACGGCGAGCAUGAAUACCACUUGGGUCGCUCGAGGAGGAAGAGUGUCCCAGGGGGGAAGCAGUACAGCAUGGAGGCCGCCCCCGCUGCGCCCUUCCGGCCCUCGCAAGGCUUCCUGAGUCGGCGGCUAAAAAGCUCCAUCAAACGCACGAAGUCACAACCGAAACUUGACCGGACCAGCAGCUUUCGCCAGAUCCUGCCUCGCUUCCGAAGUGCUGACCAUGACCGGGCCCGGCUGAUGCAAAGCUUUAAGGAAUCACACUCCCAUGAGUCCUUGCUGAGUCCUAGCAGUGCAGCCGAGGCCUUGGAACUCAACUUGGAUGAAGAUUCCAUUAUCAAGCCAGUGCACAGCUCCAUCCUAGGCCAGGAGUUCUGUUUUGAGGUAACAACAUCAUCAGGAACAAAAUGUUUUGCUUGUCGGUCUGCGGCGGAAAGGGAUAAAUGGAUCGAGAACCUACAGCGGGCAGUGAAACCCAACAAGGACAACAGUCGCCGGGUAGACAAUGUACUGAAGCUGUGGAUUAUAGAGGCCCGGGAGCUGCCGCCCAAGAAGCGGUACUACUGCGAGCUCUGCCUGGAUGACAUGCUGUAUGCACGCACCACCUCCAAGCCCCGCUCCGCCUCAGGGGACACUGUCUUCUGGGGCGAGCACUUCGAAUUUAACAACCUGCCGGCUGUCCGUGCCCUGCGGCUGCAUCUGUACCGUGACUCAGACAAAAAGCGCAAGAAGGACAAGGCAGGCUAUGUUGGCCUAGUGACUGUGCCAGUGGCCACCCUGGCUGGGCGCCACUUCACGGAGCAGUGGUACCCUGUAACCCUGCCAACAGGCAGUGGGGGCUCUGGGGGUAUGGGCUCAGGAGGGGGAGGGGGCUCAGGGGGCGGCUCAGGGGGUAAGGGCAAGGGAGGUUGCCCAGCUGUGCGGCUGAAGGCACGGUACCAGACGAUGAGCAUCCUGCCCAUGGAGCUGUACAAAGAGUUUGCAGAGUAUGUCACCAACCAUUAUCGGAUGCUGUGUGCAGUCCUAGAGCCCGCCCUCAAUGUCAAAGGCAAGGAGGAAGUUGCCAGUGCACUGGUUCAUAUCCUGCAGAGUACAGGCAAAGCCAAGGAUUUCCUUUCAGACAUGGCCAUGUCUGAGGUAGACCGGUUCAUGGAACGGGAGCACCUCAUAUUUCGCGAGAACACGCUCGCCACUAAAGCCAUAGAAGAGUAUAUGAGACUGAUUGGUCAGAAAUACCUCAAGGAUGCCAUUGGGGAGUUCAUCCGUGCUCUGUAUGAGUCUGAGGAGAACUGUGAGGUGGACCCCAUCAAGUGCACGGCAUCCAGUCUGGCAGAGCACCAGGCCAACCUGAGAAUGUGCUGUGAGUUGGCCCUGUGCAAGGUGGUCAACUCUCACUGCGUGUUCCCGAGGGAGCUGAAGGAGGUGUUUGCAUCAUGGCGGCUGCGCUGCGCAGAGCGGGGCCGGGAGGACAUCGCAGACAGGCUGAUCAGCGCUUCACUCUUCCUGCGCUUCCUCUGCCCAGCCAUCAUGUCGCCCAGCCUCUUUGGGCUCAUGCAGGAGUAUCCAGAUGAGCAGACCUCACGAACCCUUACCCUCAUCGCCAAGGUCAUCCAGAACCUGGCCAACUUUUCCAAGUUUACCUCAAAGGAGGACUUCCUGGGAUUCAUGAAUGAGUUCCUGGAGCUGGAGUGGGGUUCAAUGCAGCAAUUCCUGUACGAGAUCUCCAACCUGGACACGCUGACCAAUAGCAGUAGCUUUGAGGGUUACAUUGACCUGGGCCGAGAGCUCUCCACACUGCAUGCCCUGCUCUGGGAGGUGCUGCCCCAGCUCAGCAAGGAAGCACUCCUGAAGCUGGGCCCACUGCCCCGGCUCCUCAACGACAUUAGCACAGCUCUGAGGAACCCCAACAUCCAAAGGCAGCCGAGCCGCCAGAGUGAACGGCCCCGGCCUCAACCCGUGGUGCUGCGGGGACCAUCAGCCGAGAUGCAGGGCUACAUGAUGCGGGACCUCAACAGCUCCAUCGACCUUCAGUCCUUCAUGGCUCGAGGCCUCAACAGCUCCAUGGACAUGGCUCGCCUCCCCUCCCCCACCAAGGAAAAGCCGCCCCCACCACCACCAGGUGGGGGUAAAGACCUGUUCUAUGUCAGCCGUCCGCCUCUGGCCCGCUCGUCGCCAGCAUACUGCACAAGCAGCUCGGAUAUCACGGAGCCAGAGCAGAAGAUGCUGAGCGUCAACAAGAGUGUGUCCAUGCUGGACCUGCAGGGUGACGGGCCCGGUGGCCGCCUCAACAGCAGCAGUGUUUCCAACCUGGCAGCUGUUGGGGACCUGCUGCACUCAAGCCAGGCCUCUCUGACAGCAGCCUUGGGGUUGCGGCCUGCACCUGCUGGACGCCUCUCCCAGGGGAGUGGCUCGUCCAUCACAGCAGCUGGCAUGCGACUCAGCCAGAUGGGUGUCACCACGGACGGUGUCCCUGCUCAGCAACUGCGCAUCCCCCUCUCCUUCCAGAACCCUCUCUUCCACAUGGCUGCCGAUGGGCCAGGCCCCCCAGCAGGCCAUGGGGGAGGUGGUGGUCAUGGCCCACCCUCCUCCCAUCACCAUCACCACCACCAUCACCACCAUCGAGGUGGUGAGCCCCCUGGGGACACUUUCGCCCCAUUCCAUGGCUAUAGCAAGAGUGAGGAUCUGUCCUCAGGGGUCCCCAAGCCCCCUGCCGCCUCCAUUCUUCACAGCCACAGCUACAGUGAUGAGUUUGGACCCUCUGGCACUGACUUCACCCGUCGGCAGCUCUCACUCCAGGACAACUUGCAGCACAUGUUGUCUCCUCCCCAGAUCACCAUCGGUCCCCAGAGGCCAGCCCCUUCAGGGCCCGGAGGUGGGGGCAGUGGGGGCAGCGGCGGGGGUGGUGGAGGCCAGCCACCGCCUCUGCAGAGGGGCAAGUCCCAGCAGUUGACGGUCAGCGCCGCUCAGAAACCCCGGCCAUCCAGCGGGAAUCUGUUGCAGUCCCCAGAACCAAGUUAUGGCCCCGCCCGUCCACGGCAACAGAGCCUCAGCAAGGAGGGCAGCAUUGGGGGCAGCGGGGGCAGCGGUGGCGGAGGGGGUGGGGGGCUCAAGCCCUCCAUCACCAAGCAGCAUUCUCAGACACCAUCCACAUUGAACCCCACGAUGCCAGCCUCAGAGCGCACAGUGGCCUGGGUCUCCAAUAUGCCUCACCUGUCAGCUGACAUCGAGAGUGCCCACAUUGAGCGGGAAGAGUACAAGCUCAAGGAAUACUCGAAAUCGAUGGAUGAGAGCCGGCUGGAUAGGGAGUACGAGGAGGAGAUCCACUCACUGAAGGAGCGGCUGCACAUGUCCAAUCGGAAGUUGGAAGAGUACGAGCGGAGGCUGCUAUCCCAGGAAGAACAGACCAGCAAGAUCCUGAUGCAGUAUCAGGCCCGGCUGGAACAGAGUGAGAAGAGGCUGAGGCAGCAGCAGGUGGAAAAGGAUUCGCAGAUCAAGAGCAUCAUCGGCAGGCUGAUGCUGGUGGAGGAGGAGCUGCGCCGGGACCACCCCGCCAUGGCUGAGCCGCUGCCCGAACCCAAGAAGAGGCUGCUCGACGCUCAGGAGAGGCAGCUUCCCCCCUUGGGUCCAACAAACCCGCGUGUGACGCUGGCCCCACCUUGGAACGGCCUGGCCCCCCCAGCCCCGCCUCCCCCACCCCGGCUGCAGAUCACGGAGAACGGCGAGUUCCGCAACACCGCAGACCACUAGCCCACCCAGCCUCACCGACCACCUACUCCUUCCCCGUGCACCCCACCCCAUAACAGCACCGACCACCAGGACUGGACGGCACCGAGGGACAGCAGGAUUGCCUCCCUGAAUGCCCCCCACCCCACUGCACCACUCCCAGGAGGGAGAGCGCCUUCUUUUCCUUCCUGUCGGGGUGCUGCCCCUCUGCCCACCCCAGGGACCCUUGCCCCAGGAUGCCUACCCACACAGACCCCCUUCACUCCGGGGUGCUAUCCCCACCCUCUGCCUCAUCGUUCCCCUGAGCACUGGGGGACAGACCCUCAACCCCCACCCUGGGGGUGUGGCACCUCCAAACUUUCAACUUCAGGGUGAUUUUUUAGCAGUAACCAGAGCUGACAAUCUAACUCCCCUCCACCGCCCCAUUUUGGCCUCCCCUGCCCCCCUUGUUAUGGGGAGGGGACCCCGGGUGAGGGGGCCCUAUUACCCCUUGAUUUCUCAGGAGCGUCUGGGGGGGCUCAGCACGCACAAACUCCUUCUCCUCCCACCACUCUUAAAUUUACUCCCUCCCCACCCAGGACCCAGAUGGGGUGGAGGGGGCCACCAGGGCAGGAGGGGGCGGCAAGGGGAGAAUGGGAGUUUUCUCCCUUUCUCCCCACACCUGAUCUGCUCUCGGCUGGUCCCAGAGCGGGGUGAGGGGGCUUCUGCCCCCCCCUGCCCCAGUGUGUUGGGUGGGGGUGGAAUUGAGGUGAGGGUGAUGGGGUAGGGUUUAGGAGGGUGUGUAUGUUGGAAGGACAGACUUGUUGAUCUGCCCUGCACUGACAUACAUCGUCCGCCCCUCCCGCCCCUCCCCUCUCUUGGUCUCUGCUCCCAGGGGGAGGGGGGAACUUACUCUAGGAAAAGCCAUGUCUCUCUCCCCCAGGGUGGGGGGACCUGUGUUGGAGGAGGGGUAUUGGGGGGGGCUCCCCUUCCAUGACUCUGUCCCCUGGGGGAUGUAAGGACAGGGCUGGGCUUCCCUCAUCCUCCCCCUCCUCCCCCCUCAAUCUCCCUCCACCUCUCUCCCUCCCGCCAGCUCCACGAUUUUUCGGUGUUUCUCUGUACAUAGCUCUCUGGCGGGACAGGGGAGGUAGGAUGGAUUGGGGUUUGGGGUGGGCAGGCCACGGGAGGGAAGAAGCCCCUCCUUGGCACCCCCUCUUCCCUGACUGCUGUCCCCUUCCCAGCCUCGUCCCCUCCCCCCUCCUGGCGUUUGGUAUGGAGACUUUCCCAGACCCCUUCCCCUCUUUCUUUUGUAUGGACAGCCCACCCCUCAUCCCCUUCAGUAUCAUCCCUCUACACUCAUACACCCAGCCGGGGCCAAAUUUAUACUUAUAUAAAAGUUGUAAAUAUGUGAAAUUUUAUCCCCAUGCCCUUCUGCUUUCCCCACCUCAGGCCUUUCCCUCUUUGGCCUCCUCCUUUCCUCUCCCCUUUGGCUGUUGUAAUUAUCUGGGGUUUGUACUGUACAUAUCCGGGGUGUGUGUGUGUGGGCUGGGGGCGCCCCCCUGUACAGAGCUUCCUGGCCCCCUCCCCCCCGCCCCUUCGCUUCCCUCCCCACCACCCCAAGGGUAGGGAGAUGCUCUUCCUACCUGUUUUAUUUUGUUUUCUCGUUCUCCCUCCCCGCCCCCACUCCCAGCCUUCUGUCCUCCACCACUGUCCCUUUUUUCUCCACUCCCAGCCCCAUUUCCUUUUUUUCUGGAGUGUGUGGUGAAACAGAAAAAUCAUGUUUAAUAAAAGGAUAUUGUUCUUUUAUCACUGUGCCGACUUUCUUAGCCUGGGAC